Molecule: messenger RNA, 2390 nt
Organism: Salmo salar (Atlantic salmon)
Lineage: Eukaryota; Metazoa; Chordata; Actinopteri; Salmoniformes; Salmonidae
Source: RefSeq, a predicted model, not a curated record
UCUCUGCCUCUCUCUUUCCCUCUUUGAAUAUCCCCUAUAUAUCUCCCUGUCUACCACACCUCUUGGCGACUUCAUGUGGAGAGUGUGUAUAGUAUAGGUAUCGUCGUGCUGUAGUUAGGGUUAAGGGUGUCGAGGCCCCGUGGCGUGAUGACAGACUACCAGGAGCUCCUACAGACCAUCCGGGAUCUGCAACCCUCCAGACUUGGCUACAUCGAGAUCCUUCAAGAGGAGGUAAAGAGGAACCAGGAUAGGCCUCUGGAGAGGACUAAGCUUGAGGAGGAAAGCGAGGAUGGCACAGGCGGGCCACCGUCCAUGGCACAGCCGCCUCGUGGAAACGCCAACCUAUUGACAGUGCCCUACUCUAUCCCCCGGGCACUGACUGUCUCUCCAAGCCUAGGAGGGCUCCCUAUCACACCAGAGUUAGCUGGGAACCUAAGGAAGAUUUUGUUUGGCAAUACUUUUUACGUCUUCAACUAUGAGUGGAAGAAGUCCUUCUUCAAAUUCAGGGAGCCCUACUCCAACCUGUCCUAUGCCCUGGAGGCAGAAAGAGGAGGAUCCCGUGCCAUUCAAAUGGUGGUCCAAGCGAACAUUAUCAAAUACUUGCUCUUCACCCGCCAGACCAACUCAGACUGUUGCAGACUGCAAAGUCUGAGUGAGGUGGGUGAGAAGGAGCAGGAGAGGGCUCUGGCCGUCGCACUGACUGACAUUCUGUGGGCAGCUGGUGAGGAAAGGAGUGCCACCAUCUCCUUAGUGACAUCAGACUACUGUUUCACCCCCCACCUGGACUACAAACUGGACAACUUCACUGAGAGACUACAGCUUUUUAGUUUCAACAAGAAAGAGGAUGUCAAGAAAUUUGUCUAUGAGCACAUCCAGUGUUUUGAAGAUGAGGGGAGUCAUGGAGUCAUCUUGUUUCUCUACAGCUUAAUCUUUUCAAGGACCAUCACCAGGUUGAGGGAGGAUCUUGACUGUACCACCUCUCACUUGCUCCAUUUGAGCCUUGGCAACUUUGUGUGUCGUCAGGCACUGAUGAAUCUCCUGCUAACUGGCCGAGCCAGUCCCAAUGUAUUCAAUGGAACUCUGCAGUGUGGUGACGACGGCAGCCCUCUGGAGAAGCCUCUACAUGGGGUCCUGGCUCGCAGCGCCGUAGGCUACCUGCACUGGAGCCGCGAGCUGCUGGAACGUACAAAGCUGCCCAUGGUUGGAAGCAUGCUGAAAACACCAAAGUUGCCAAUUUGGGUGUGCAGUAUCAAUGGCACCUACAGCGUCCUCUUCAGUCCCAACCGCUCCCUGCUCUCUGACUGGAAGAUGGAGCACCUGUUCCACAUGUACUUCUACAAUGGCCAGCCAUCGCAACAAAGCACAGCCCUGCUGACCAUCGACACUCACUCCCACCACUGGGAGGUAGGGAUCAAGGACACCCAGGGAGACCCAGAGAAGAGGUUUCCCUCUUUAGAGAUGGCCGUUAGGACCAAAUGGGAGGGAGCUGCCAUCGACUGGAACGGAACCAUGCCUUUUUUCUGACCAGGGAGGAUACUUGAUGAUAAUGUUCUGGAUUCCUAAUACAUUUUUUAUGCAUCCGUUUGUCUGGUUUGAAGGUGCCCUUAUGCUACCAACCCACUCAAGAAAGCAACUAAAUGUUCAGUUCCAGCCGAAAACACAAAAAGUGUGUUUGCAACUUUUACAGCUUAGGCCGGGAUUCAAUCCCAUCAUGCUUUGCGGAAAUGCACCAAUUAAUGGCUAUAUUUCUGCGUUCACAGUAAACACUGCAUAUACAGUAUGUCAGCUCAAUCGGAAAUUACCUUUAAAUGGAGCAUUAUCGAUAAAACACGAUCGGAUCCCGGUCAUAGAAAGAUAAGAGGUCAAUGUAAAGAAUUUCUUACUGUGUAUUAUUUGUCAGGCAUUCUAUUGUACUUUUUUACAAAAUGUUCUGUAAAAUAGGCCUAUACUUUAAUGCUGUUGGCCCAUCAUAGGUUACCCACAUUAUUCAAAAACCAAUUCCUGCAGAAUUACAUUCAUUGACAGUUUGAGAAGCUGUUUAAUUGAGUGAGGAUAUUAUGUCUUUUCAAUAAGACUACUAUACAGCAUAACUAUUUCUAUUGAAUAUUUGUGGCACAGCCUACAUUUGUCAGUUUUGGCUGUAUUUUCUUUGUGUCAUCGUUAGCCUAAUAUUUUGAUAAGAAAACUUGGGUUAGUAGGCUAAUUUGAAAAUUGUGAUUUUUUUUUGUUAUAUAUGCAUAUUAUAGCCCAAAACCUUUUCCAUGCAUGAAUGAAAUUUGUUUUUGCUGUCUUUGUAAUCUAUAGGGAUUUUACAGUGCUUUCGGAAAGUAUUCAGACCCCUUGACCUUUUCCACAUUUUGUUAUGUUACAGGCUUAGUACACAGCCUGGG